This is a messenger RNA of Rhizophagus irregularis DAOM 181602=DAOM 197198, 831 nucleotides long. RefSeq lists its product as uncharacterized. The record is from RefSeq and is a predicted model, not a curated record. Lineage: Eukaryota; Fungi; Glomeromycota; Glomeromycetes; Glomerales; Glomeraceae.
AUGAACCACCAAUUUAAUGGACUUUCCAACUUUUUAAAAGAGUAUACUAGAAAAUAUGAAAAUCUUGUCAGUAUUGAUGAAGAUAAAUUUUCCUAUGAUAAUCAAGAACAAAAUGGAAGCACUAGUUCGAGAAAACAAGAUCAAGUCAGCGGUUUUAGAAAAUUUAAACCUCCUGAAAAUUUUCUAAGAACUCCUACUGGCAAUAAUUGCGGUGUAUCUAUAAAAUAUGAAACUCACGCUAAUAGUCCUUUAAACUCUGAAACUCCUGCAAGUGGUUCUAAAAAUCAUGAAAGUUUAACUAAUGAUUUUAUAAAUUAUGAAAUUCCUGAUAAAUUAUCCUUUAAUAAUCGACAAGUAAAUGGUUCUUGUCAGAUUAUUUCUGAACCAGAUCAUAAGUUUCCUAAAAGUAAUGGUAUUAAAAACAAAUAUUUGGAAAUUUCUAAUUAUAUACUUAUUGAAUCAAAAUAUGAACCUCCAAGACUUUUUGAAAAUAUUAAUGAUCAAUUUGAUAAUUUUUUAGCUCAAUGUAAUAGAUUUGUUUUUAUAAAUAAUAUGAUAGGCAAUAGGGUACCUCUUGCAGAUAUUGAUAAACAAAUUAAAAAUUUCUCAAUUUUACAUGAUAAGUUUGUUGAUAUAAAAGAACAAACAAUUAUAGAAAAACGAGAAAAUUAUGUUAAGGAAAGAGUGUACCUUUUAGCACAACAAGUUUAUGCUAAAAUUCUUGCAAAAUAUAAUAAAAAAGGACGUAGGAAAAAGGAUAAAUAUUAUAAGAAAAAGUAUCAAAAGAAAAAUAGGAAAAUAGUUAAUCACUUGCUAUAUUUAAAAAUGUAA